This is a messenger RNA of Patiria miniata (bat star), 531 nucleotides long. RefSeq lists its product as uncharacterized. The record is from RefSeq and is a predicted model, not a curated record. Gene Ontology annotation, molecular function: nucleic acid binding. The transcript has a single exon. NCBI's taxonomy places the organism in Eukaryota, Metazoa, Echinodermata, Asteroidea, Valvatida, Asterinidae. Bases 1 to 531 code for a protein of 176 amino acids.
AUGCUGAUUGACCCUAGGCGUAGGCAGAAGGACUGGGAUGAGUUCCUCCCCUUUGCGACCUUCGCUUAUAGGUGCACGCCGCAAGACUCGAUUGGGGUAUCGCCCAACAUGAUGAAGUUGGGGCGAGAGGUGAAUGUCCCAGUGGAUCUGGUGACAGGGUGUCCUGAGGUUGAGGUUGAAGCCACUGCAGACUUCGCUGAAACAUUGCGAAGUAAUAUGCAGGAGGCCCACAAUGGGGCGAGGAAUUGUCUCAGGAAAAGUGCCCGGAGGCAAAAGAAGAAUUUUGACAGGAGAGCGUUUCAACAUGGGUUGAAGGAGGGCCAAUUUGUGUGGCUACACAACCCUGCGAAGAAAAAGCACUUGUCCCCCAAACUCCAACUUAGGUGGGAAGGACCAUGGCUUGUUGUCAAGAAGUUGUCAGAUGUGACAGUUCGCAUCCAGCUUAAGCGUAAUGGCAAGCCAAAGGUGGUCCGACUAAAGCCAUAUGUCGGUGAGGCAAUCAAACCGUGGGAUUGUCAUUCCAGGGAAUAG